This is a messenger RNA of Toxorhynchites rutilus septentrionalis, 2172 nucleotides long. RefSeq lists its product as uncharacterized. The record is from RefSeq and is a predicted model, not a curated record. NCBI's taxonomy places the organism in Eukaryota, Metazoa, Arthropoda, Insecta, Diptera, Culicidae. Gene Ontology annotation, molecular function: catalytic activity. The coding region runs from base 1 to 2172 and encodes 723 amino acids. The transcript is spliced from 4 exons.
AUGGUGACCACUAGCAAGACUGUGUUCGAUACUGUUGCCACAAGCAUGGCUCAUGGUCCAUUGAAUGACUAUGACAAAAUACGGUGGUUCCAAAUAGAAAGUACAUUAGCUCCAUUGAAGUUGCUUGGCGUAUCGUUGGUUUCCAAUUCAAUUCAUCAAACAUCCGAUCCGGGACGCAUUUUGUACAUCAUCUUGGAAGCCCCCGUCUCCUCUGCCACAGUCGUGUCUAUUCCAAUUAACGUUCACCAUAGUCGUCUCGGACCAGAUGGCAGAGGUAGACCGGGGGUUUUCCAGUCUGCUGCAGCAGGAAAGUACCGUCCCACUUCAGUGUUUUCGUCGCCUGAUACCGCCUUGAAUUCCAGUUCCAUCACCGUGAUCUCACCAUCUGCGUCUAUUACCUCGCAAUCCAACGUUCUCUCGUUCAAUUGCCAUCAGAAAAUCGUCGUAUAUUACCAGAAUGUCGGCGACAUCAACAUAAAUGUCGAUGAUAUUCGGCUAGCUGUAUCGGAUCAAUGCUACAAUAUCGUUGUUCUCACAGAGACUUGGCUAGACUCACGUACGCUCUCGCAUCAGAUGUUCGGUAAAGAUUAUGAAGUUUUUCGAUGUGAUAGGAAUGCUGAUAAUAGCCGUAAGGCUAGAGGCGGAGGCGUUCUGGUGGCCGUGAACUCCAGACUCGAAGCGAGAGCUGUAGAUAAUCAAAAAUGGAUUUGCUUGGAGCAGGUGUGGACGGCGAUCACACUUGGCGACCCAACAGAUGAAGUCAUCUUAAUGGGCGACUUUAAUCUUCCAAGAAUUUCGUGGAAGAAAUCCUGCAACGGCUUCCUUUAUCCGGAUUUGGCUCAUUCGACCAUCCCUCCCAAUGCUUCUUUCUUGCUUGACAAUUACAGCUUAGCCACUCUCUCGCAAAUCAAUUACGUUACCAAUCAGAAUGACCGUAGUCUGGAUCUCUGCUUUGUGAGUGCGCAGGACACAGCCCCAUUCCUAUGCAGAGCUCCUGCUCCUCUUGUUAAGCACACUCCUCAUCAUCCACCUCUGCUGGUUACCGUUGCUUUAACAUUCUCCAACGUUCUGGCAUAUGUUAUCGAUAGAUAUGUGCCGAAAAAGAAAUGCCACCAUGCAUCCCGCAAACCAUGGCAGACCUGUGUGCUUCGACGACUGAAAUCAAUGAAGAGGGCCGCCUUGAGAAAUUUCACCACACACCGCACACAAAUUCUUCAAUAUCAAUAUGCGCGAAUCAACCACGAAUAUAAACGUGUUGCGAAGCAAUCUUUCCUACAUUAUCAGCGUCGUGUACAGAGAAAACUCAUAUCACAUCCCAAACAGUUUUGGAAAUUUGUCAACGAGCAGCGCCAUUCAGCCGGUUUGCCAUCGUCUAUGGCAUUCAAUGGAAUCGUGGCCUCUACGCAACGGGAUAUCUGCAACCUUUUCUCAGAUAAAUUUGCCAGCGUUUUCACCGAUGAGAGUUUGAGCGACGAACAUAUCAGGCAUGCUGCUGGCUACGUCCCUCUCUCCAACCAAACCCUGAGUAGAGUUGACAUCAGUUUGGAGAUGAUUUCUAGGUCGUUCUCGAAAAAACUCAAAGCGUCGUUCAAUCCGGGACCUGACGGAAUCCCAUCAGCUUUUCUCAAAACGCACAUGAAUGACUUGUUGACCCCGCUGCUCCAAAUAUUCCAGCUUUCCGUGUCUACUGGCGUUUUUCCGACCUGUUGGAAACUAUCGCAUAUGUUCCCAGUCCAUAAGAAAGGAAAUAGACGGGACGUCAAUAAUUAUCGUGGCAUUACUUCGCUUUGCGCUUUGGCUAAAUUGUUUGAACUCGUUAUUAUGGAACCGCUCAACGCUCUCAGCAAGCCGUACAUUAGCACUGACCAGCACGGAUUUACGACGGGUCGCUCCACCACCACAAAUUUACUGUGUCUCACCUCCUACAUUACCAAUUCUAUGUUACAAUACGCUCAAACGGACGCCAUUUAUACAGAUUUGACUGCGGCCUUUGAUAAAUUGAACCACCGUAUAGCUGUUGCCAAACUCGACAGGCUUGGGAUUAACGGCAACCUUCUGCAAUGGUUCCAAUCAUACCUCACUGGCCGCCGACUAGCCGUCGUUAUUGGCGACUGUCAAUCCUCUCUAUUUGCUGCUACUUCUGGCAUACCACAAGGUAGUCAUCUGGGUUGA